Molecule: messenger RNA, 1980 nt
Organism: Suillus bovinus
Lineage: Eukaryota; Fungi; Basidiomycota; Agaricomycetes; Boletales; Suillaceae
Exons: 2
Coding region: 1-1980 (659 amino acids)
Source: RefSeq, a predicted model, not a curated record
AUGUCUUCAGUCAGUAACUCGACUCAAAGACAGAUCAUCAAAUUGCUUGGGUCAGGAAAGCUCGAGCUCGAACGAGGAUCGACACACUCACUUGCUGCGAAGGGCGGGCGACGACUUGGAUCAGCAUGGCUCGAGCUCGAACGAGGAUCGACACACUCACUUGCUGCGAAGGGCGGGCGACGACUUGGAUCAGCAUGGCUCGAGCUCGAACGAGGAUCGACACACUCACGUCCUGCGAACGGCGGGCGACGACUUGGAUCAGCAUGGCUCGAGCUCGAACGAGGAUCGACACACUCACGUCCUGCGAACGGCGGGCGACGACUUGGAUCAGCAUGGCUCGAGCUCGAACGAGGAUCGACACACUCACAAGCUGCGAACGGCGGGCGACGACUUGGAUCAGCAUGGCUCGAGCUCGAACGAGGAUCGACACACUCACAAGCUGCGAAGGGCGGGCGACGACUUGGAUCAGCAUGGCUCGAGCUCGAACGAGGAUCGACACACUCACUUGCUGCGAAGGGCGGGCGACGACUUGGAUCAGCAUGGCUCGAGCUCGAACGAGGAUCGACACACUCACAAGCUGCGAACGGCGGGCGACGACUUGGAUCAGCAUGGCUCGAGCUCGAACGAGAAUCGACACACUCACUUGCUGCGAAGGGCGGGCGACGACUUGGAUCAGCAUGGCUCGAGCUCGAACGAGGAUCGACACACUCACUUGCUGCGAAGGGCGGGCGACGACUUGGAUCAGCAUGGCUCGAGCUCGAACGAGGAUCGACACACUCACAAGCUGCGAACGGCGGGCGACGACUUGGAUCAGCAUGGCUCGAGCUCGAACGAGAAUCGACACACUCACUUGCUGCGAAGGGCGGGCGACGACUUGGAUCAGCAUGGCUCGAGCUCGAACGAGGAUCGACACACUCACUUCCUGCGAACGGCGGGCGACGACUUGGAUCAGCAUGGCUCGAGCUCGAACGAGGAUCGACACACUCACUUGCUGCGAAGGGCGGGCGACGACUUGGAUCAGCAUGGCUCGAGCUCGAACGAGGAUCGACACACUCACUGGCUGCGAACGGCGGGCGACGACUUGGAUCAGCAUGGCUCGAGCUCGAACGAGGAUCGACACACUCACUUGCUGCGAAGGGCGGGCGACGACUUGGAUCAGCACGGCUCGAGCUCGAACGAGGAUCGACACACUCACAUACUGCGAACGGCGGGCGACGACUUGGAUCAGCAUGGCUCGAGCUCGAACGAGGAUCGACACACUCACUUGCUGCGAAGGGCGGGCGACGACUUGGAUCAGCACGGCUCGAGCUCGAACGAGGAUCGACACACUCACUCCCUGCGAACGGCGGGCGACGACUUGGAUCAGCAUGGCUCGAGCUCGAACGAGGAUCGACACACUCACAAGCUGCGAACGGCGGGCGACGACUUGGAUCAGCACGGCUCGAGCUCGAACGAGGAUCGACACACUCACUUGCUGCGAAGGGCGGGCGACGACUUGGAUCAGCAUGGCUCGAGCUCAAACGAGGAUCGACACACUCACAAGCUGCGAACGGCGGGCGACGACUUGGAUCAGCAUGGCUCGAGCUCGAACGAGGAUCGACACACUCACUUGCUGCGAAGGGCGGGCGACGACUUGGAUCAGCAUGGCUCGAGCUCGAACGAGGAUCGACACACUCACUUGCUGCGAAGGGCGGGCGACGACUUGGAUCAGCAUGGCUCGAGCUCGAACGAGGAUCGACACACUCACAAGCUGCGAACGGCGGGCGACGACUUGGAUCAGCAUGGCUCGAGCUCGAACGAGGAUCGACACACUCACUUGCUGCGAAGGGCGGGCGACGACUUGGAUCAGCAUGGCUCGAGCUCGAACGAGGAUCGACACACUCACUUGCUGCGAAGGGCGGGCGACGACUUGGAUCAGCAUGGCUCGAGCUCGAACGAGGAUCGACACACUCACAACCUACAAGUAAACCCCAAACUUAA